AUGGCAGCUUUUUCUUCUUAUAACCCUGAAAAGGUCCGUUUGCACGUGGUUGCAGUCAAGGCAUCGGCUCUCGGCGCCGUUCUUGCGGUGUGCAUCGUCACGCUUGCACUUCUGACGUCAUGGAAUUCCGCAUGGGCACGCGUGGGCUUCUUUACCAUGAGCCAGUGCGUGUUUCAUUUGCUCGAGUUUUUCAUCACUGCCAUCUACAACACCGAGGAGGUUGACGACGACUCCUUCAUAUUGGGCGACCGCCAGCUCCACCAUGUGUUUGUGGCAGCUGUGGCGGAAAGCAUGCUCAAACUGCGGUUUGUUGCUCACAGCGACUGGUACUUGUAUGCUGGUUUGGUGCUUACGGCUCUAGGCCAGAUCGGUCGGUCGCUUGCCAUGUAUACAGCAGGCGUCUCUUUCAACCACCACAUCCAGCAGGAACACGCAUCCAAACACACACUAGUCACGCGAGGCAUAUACAAGUAUUCUCGGCACCCCAGCUACUUUGCGUAUUUCUGGUGGUUUGUGGGCACGCAGCUCAUUCUCCAGAACUGGGUGGUGGCUCUUUUGGGUGCUAUCAAGCUCCAGCUGUUCUUCCGGAUACGCAUUGAGUACGAGGAGAAGUUUUUGGUGGACUUUUUUGGCGAGCAGUAUGUACAAUAUAGGGCAUGCACACCGGUGGGGAUCCCGUUCAUCAAAUAG
Molecule: messenger RNA, 690 nt
Organism: Metschnikowia bicuspidata var. bicuspidata NRRL YB-4993
Lineage: Eukaryota; Fungi; Ascomycota; Pichiomycetes; Serinales; Metschnikowiaceae
Product: protein-S-isoprenylcysteine carboxyl O-methyltransferase
Exons: 1
Coding region: 1-690 (229 amino acids)
Biological process (GO): C-terminal protein methylation
Cellular component (GO): membrane; endoplasmic reticulum
Molecular function (GO): protein C-terminal S-isoprenylcysteine carboxyl O-methyltransferase activity
Source: RefSeq, a predicted model, not a curated record